GUACUGUCAGUGAAAUGGAGUUCCUGAAGCUGGCCCAGGAUAUUGAUCCUUCUUACUACUACAAUGUAGGGAUAUCCCUAGGGUUCUCCCAUGCUCAGCUAAAGGUAAUCCUGAUUGAGAAUUUGAAGAACUUCAAAGAUGCCUUGAUGGAUGUCUUUAUGAACUGGAAUGUCAAGCAGCAACCUCCACACUCAAACAAGCGGCAGCUCUUGGCAGACAAACUACGAGAGGUUGACUUGGGUGGCCUAUCAGACGGAUUACUCAACGAGCCUCUUAUUCCAAACAGCACAGGAGGGCCAUCAAGACUGCUCGAAUCACAUACCAACCAUCCUUCUGCUGGAUUUCAGACCAAACCACUUUCUCCUGAACUGGUUGAGCGGUGUGCAAAUGAUUUCAAGUUCAAGUACAGGUCAACUGUCUGUAAGAUCAGAGCUGAUCCUCUCAAUCCUGCUUCCACUGUGCAGUUUCAAGACAUGUAUACUAAUCUCGUCUUACUAGAAGAACAUGGGACAGAGAAACAAAUGCUAGAUUACAAUGAUAUCCUUGAUCUCAAAGUCAAUGGAGAGUUCCCCAAACGGAUCAUGGUUCAGGGAGAGGCAGGGGCUGGAAAAAGUACAUUUUGUGCAAAGAUUGCCUGGGACUGGAUUGAAGGGAUGUAUUUCAGUCACUUUGUGUGGGUCUUGAUUGUUCCACUACGUGAGUUUAAGCAACACAAUAUUGGCAAAAUUGCAAAGUCUUAUCUGGCCAAGAACAAUCCAACAACGGCUUCCCAGAUUACUGAGUAUAUCCAGUCAAAUCCUGACAAGGUAUUCAUCGCACUCGAUGGGCUAGACGAAGUCAGUGGCAAAAUCAUGAAGUCAAAAUCACGGUCACGGUCUACUGAUCAAAUGCAACUUCAGCCAUCACAGCCAAGUGUCAACUCUUCAGAGGCAUGUGGAAGCUCAUCUGAGACUGGUGAUAUUGGACUUGUAGAUAUUCUUUGUUCCGAUCAACUUGCCUCUUGCCCUGUCUUGGUUACCACUCGCCCAUGGAGAGCAGUAGAGAUUAGAUCAGAUGGUGAUCUAAUGAAGCUCUACACAUUCAUUCGUGUUCAGGGUUUCAACAGAGAGAAUUUGUCAGUUUACAUUCACAAAUACUUUCCAAAGAAUGAGGAUAAAGCAAAUCAGCUAAUCCAGUUCACCCAUGAGAAUGAUGUCAUAUCUGAAAACAUGGCCCACUAUCCUAUAUAUGUAGCCAUGUUGUGUCUUAUGUGGAAAGAACUUGAUCGUAAUGAAUUCAACAGGCUGAUUGAGCAAGUAGUGCUUCCAAGGAAGGGGGAGUUUAGGUAUCUCUUGUACUUCACUGUGUCACAGAACAAAAGUAUUGCAACCCAUGUAAUGAAGUCUAUGCUUCAGGGAUUAAACAGGGAUUCAUUUGGUAAAGAGUUACCUUUCAUUGUUGAUGUAGCCUUUGAGAGUCAGGACCCAGAUGUAGCAGCCUUGGUGAGGGACAGUGUUUCAUCAGAGGAGAUUAAGCUGGUCAUAUCCAGGGACAUGACAGCACACGCUGUAGCUGGUUAUGCAUUCAUUGGACCACAUGUGUUCUAG
Messenger RNA from Strongylocentrotus purpuratus (purple sea urchin), 1586 nucleotides. RefSeq names its product NACHT, LRR and PYD domains-containing protein 3-like. The transcript has 4 exons. Bases 15 to 1586 code for a protein of 523 amino acids. NCBI's taxonomy places the organism in Eukaryota, Metazoa, Echinodermata, Echinoidea, Camarodonta, Strongylocentrotidae. The record is from RefSeq and is a predicted model, not a curated record.